CGUGUGGUGACGUCAUACAGAGUGCGCUGGUUUACGCUGUGAAUGAAACGAUUUGAACAAGUUGAAGAACAACGUGAUUACUUUCCAGUUAUUUCAGGUCUGUUCCUGUAGUACUUUACGCUAAACAAACAUCAUAUCAAACAAUCUUCAGUGAAGCCAUUUCCUCCCCAAUUCAUCUAUAAAUACUGCAGACAUCACUUCUGCCGUCACAACACAUUCUACUACUCUACUAUUCUUAUCCACUGGUGUAAUGAUGGAGUGUGUUUAAAGAGGAGAGAAUCAUGCACAAUGGCCCUCAUUCAUCAAACGAACGUAGGAACCAGCGUACAUCCGAGCGAAAAAAUCUGCUUACGACAACGCUCAGAAGUCCUGCCCCCAGACUUUACGACAUGGAGAAACGAAACCCGACAAAGAAACGGAAUUUUUCCGAAAUGGAGAUUGAAACGCUAACGACACAAGUUGGAAAUCACAGCCUUGUACUAUUCGGGAGUUUAAAGAGUGGCAUCAAAGGAGGUCACAAGAAAGCAAUUUGGAAAAAAAUCACUGAUGUGGUCAACAGUGUUGGCAUAGAGAGCCGAGCUCCAGCUGAGGUAAAGAAGAAAUGGUCAGACUUGAAGCUCGCUACCAAAAAGCGUGUUGCGGUCCUGAAGCGCAGCACGGAGACUGGAGGAGGCCAGCUAGACUCCAGCCUUGUUCUGACGCCAAUCGAAGAGCGCAUAGCUGCUAUCAUCGGCUUGGCCUCAGUCUGUGGGAUAAGUGGCGGAGGAGACACAGACGCACCAGUUUCCGAGCAGGAUGAAGAGCAUAGCACCAGUGGUGUUCAGCCCCCAUGUGCAACAGAGGCAGCCCCACAAAGACAGGCAAAUGGUGACUCGCAGCGUGUGACCUCCAUCCCCCGAACUGGUACAACACCGCUACCGUGGGUUCUGAUGGCGGAAGUCCUACAAAAACAGACCGAAAUGUGUCAGUUAAUGUCAGAAAUGAAUAGUUCACUCUUUGCAAUAAAUGACACGCUGAAAGAAAUAAAUGACAACAUAAAACGUGCCUCACAUACAUAAUAAACCCUUCUUUUAACCACCUGUAUUGUUUGAAUUCUAU
Molecule: messenger RNA, 1098 nt
Organism: Triplophysa rosa
Lineage: Eukaryota; Metazoa; Chordata; Actinopteri; Cypriniformes; Nemacheilidae
Product: myb-related transcription factor, partner of profilin-like
Exons: 5
Coding region: 282-1058 (258 amino acids)
Cellular component (GO): nucleus
Source: RefSeq, a predicted model, not a curated record